AUGGCCGACGUGGAAAUGGACGUUGACGUUGACGUGGAGGCGGGCUCUCCCCCUCCCCCCGCGCGAAACGAAUCCGACAUGCAAACACACACCAAAGCCACAGCCGUCCGCUCCAUCGAAGGCUGGAUCAUCGUCGUAACAAACGUCCACGAAGAAGCAGACGAGGAAGCCCUACAAGAUCUCUUCGGAGAGUACGGAGAGAUCAAGAACAUGCACCUGAACCUCGACCGAAGAAGCGGUUACGUCAAGGGAUACGCGCUUAUUGAGUACACGACGCUGGAGGAGGCUCGCGCUGCUAUUGAUGGUGCGCAUAACCAGAAGUUGCUCGACCAGACGAUCUCGGUAGACUUUGCGUUCGUGCGCCCUCCGCCUGGUAAGCCUGGGCGUGGACGAGGCGCUGGUGGGCGCAACAGAGGACGAAGCAGGAGUCGUAGCCCCGAGGGCAAGGAUCGUGAGGAGCGCGAUUGA
Messenger RNA from Fusarium subglutinans, 468 nucleotides. RefSeq names its product 26S proteasome regulatory subunit N7. Gene Ontology annotation, molecular function: mRNA binding. Gene Ontology annotation, biological process: RNA splicing. The coding region runs from base 1 to 468 and encodes 155 amino acids. The record is from RefSeq and is a predicted model, not a curated record. NCBI's taxonomy places the organism in Eukaryota, Fungi, Ascomycota, Sordariomycetes, Hypocreales, Nectriaceae. The transcript has 2 exons. Gene Ontology annotation, cellular component: exon-exon junction complex; nucleus; cytoplasm.